AGGAAAAAAAAAACCCAACAAGGCAUUCAUUGGCGGGAUUAAUUUCUCAUUCAUGUUUAUUUGAUGCCGCUAUCCAUUAAUCCGAAAUCUUCCUCCACGCAAUUCUUAAAAAACGCGCGUCAGCUCAUCGGAGGCGCGGACCACUGACGAAAUGAUUUCGGCCCAGCAGGUGUUUAAAGCCUGCCUACGGAGGAACUGUCACGUAUACCAUUGGAAUACUAUAAAGAGCGCCGGCGCGCCUUUGGCAAUCGUUUGGCUGAUACCUGACGAUCCGGAAGUGACGAGUCGGAAUGCGAGGAUUGUAUCUUCAUCUUCUGCUGUUCUUUUUCUCACACAGCAUGGCAUCUAGAACGCCGGUAUCUCCUCUUGGUUGGUUGGGACUUCAUCGGCAUAACAAAGUCUAUUCUUGGCUAACUCCAUCGGUCUGUGUGAAAGCUUACAAACAGCAACUUAUAGCCCCAGUACAGAAAGCAGCUUGCAAAAGGAACUUGGCCCUUAUGCCUGUUAUGGUGACCGCAUCUCGACACGUUUCUGAAACCUGUCAAGAAACUUUUCGCCAUAACAGAUGGAACUGUUCGACUGUUGAUCUGGCUCCACGAUUUGAACAAGACAUUCUCAGAGGAACUCGUGAACAGGCAUUUGUAAGUAGUUUGGCAGCAGCAGGAAUAGCCAUCUAUGUAGCAAGAUCUUGUGCAGAAGGCAGGAUAAAAACUUGCGGUUGCGGAAAGCAAUCCAGAGAACCACCGUCAUCGGACUUCAAUUGGGGAGGAUGUGCUGAUAAUGUGGGAUAUGGUGUCAAAGCUGCAAAGGCCUUCUCGUCUGAGCCGUUUGAUAGGCGGAAGUUCAAAGCUAACGUCGACAUUCGUUUGCAUCGACAUAACAGCAGAGUCGGAUGGCGAGCUGUACGAUCAUCUGGGCGCCUUCAGUGUAAGUGUCAUGGUGUAUCUGGGUCCUGUGAGCUGAAGACCUGCUGGAAGGCGGCUCCCACUCUCAUGGAGGUCUCUCAAAAGCUCAAACUGAAACACAGGGAUGCUGAAGAGGUUCAUUCGGUGCCUGUGGGGAGGAGAAACAAGCUCCUGCCCAUCACAGCCAGAUUCAACAAAGACGAUCUCGUUUACACAGUUCAGUCACCAGAUUAUUGUGUUUAUGACCCGAAAACAGGAUCAAGGGGAACAAAAGGAAGGGAAUGCAAUGCGACCGGAGAGGAUUCAUUUGGAUGCAAGGAGAUGUGCUGUUCAAGGGGUUACCUCACAUCGUGGGAUGAGGUCGAAGAACGAUGCGGUUGCAAGUUCCAACGAUGCUGUUACGUCACUUGCAAUACAUGCAAAAAGAGAACACACGUCAACCUCUGUCUGUGAAGACGUUAAUGGAAUGCGUUACAAUUUAAAUUAAACCACGCAUCAACCGAAUAUUGAUGCGAGCAAAUAUUCUCGAGCUUGUUAUCCCAGGAGCUGGGAUGAAGUAAGCUUGGAAAGCUUAUUGAAGUGCAUCAUGGCUGCAAUGUUGAACACUUCUUGUUGAAAUAUUAAACUUGUUGAAAUAUCAACCGAGGUUUAAUGAUGCUCUCGAGCUUUCUGUUUCAAACGAAGAAAUGGUGUAAACUUGGAAAGCUUUUGUUGAAGUAAGCAUCACCUUAUCUGUUGACGCAGAUUUUCUCAAGUUUUCAGUUUCAAACGAAGGAAUGAAAUAAGCUGGAAAAACUUUUGUUGAAGUAUGCAUCAACUUAGUAUUGAUGCAAAUGUUCACAAGCUUUCCCAAAUUUAUUAGGAGAUGCUUGAACAAGCAAAGGAAUGAAGUAAACUUGGAAAGCUUUUCUUGAAGCAUUUAUCAACUUAGUAUUGAUGCAAAAUGUUCUCAAGUUUUUUGUUCCAGAAGAAAUAAUAAGAAAACUUCUUUUGUUCCACGUCUAUGGUUGAACUGUUGAAAAAAAUCUUCUUGUUUAGUGAUGUAUGCUAGUUGAAUUAUGAAUCCUGAAAAAUAUGCUUAUUAUGUACAGAUAGGUCUCUGGCAUUAUUUUUUAAGAAAACAGAGACUGAUUCAGUUUCAGCUUGCUAUGGAACGACAUUCACAAGUAACAAACAACAUUCAGACCAGUCACUGUUCACCAAUUUUUAUAGUUCAGAAAACACUCGGAAGUGUUGUUUUUCGCAACUUGUUUUCAUUUAAAAAAAUGCUUGUUUUUGGAAAUUCUUUUUGACAUCUAUAGUUGAUCUAUUAGAAAAUAUUUCAUGUAAGAUUUGGCUCAUAUAAAAAAAAAAAGAGGAAAAUUAUCUUCAAUCGUAUUUUAAGAAUUGAGCACUGGAGCAAAAUUUAAUACAAAAAGGACAAGAAAUAAAUUUUUUACGCUGACCAUUAUUUGACUACCGUUUUUUCUCUUCUUCACAAUAUGGUGAUAAUUUUUCAUAAUAUCAUCUAAAAUGAUAAAAUUCUUAACAAAUCAUCGUAUUUGCUAGUUAGAGACCUAGGAGAUUUGCAUGAUACAAGAUCUAUAAGUACUAAGUGCUUACAAUUGUGAUAAGUUUGGAAGAGAUUGAAUACUAUUUUCUUCAAAAAUGUAUUGCUUACAAUAAAUUAUUUUUUGACUUAA
Parasteatoda tepidariorum (common house spider) is the source of this 2587-nucleotide messenger RNA. RefSeq names its product protein Wnt-11. Gene Ontology annotation, biological process: multicellular organism development; neuron differentiation; cell fate commitment. Gene Ontology annotation, molecular function: frizzled binding; cytokine activity. Gene Ontology annotation, cellular component: extracellular region. The record is from RefSeq and is a predicted model, not a curated record. NCBI's taxonomy places the organism in Eukaryota, Metazoa, Arthropoda, Arachnida, Araneae, Theridiidae.